Durusdinium trenchii is the source of this 2484-nucleotide messenger RNA. The record is from the annotation of a GenBank genome assembly. NCBI's taxonomy places the organism in Eukaryota, Dinophyceae, Suessiales, Symbiodiniaceae.
AUGGGAAAGAAAGCAGGGUAUUUGGACCCAGAUGAUGAAAAGCUGAAGCAGGGACAGCAACAGCUGAUCCAAGAUUCGGCCAAAUGGAAAGGCCCAAGCCACAAGGAGCGGCGCGAAAAGGAGGUGAAAAAAGCCAUGAAGAAUCGUGAGAAACCUGAAAGGGCCUCUUGGAAGCAGCAAGCAACCGGAUGGUUCUUCAUCGUCUUCAUUUGUGGUGUCGGUUUUGUGUCCUUCCUUUUCACCAUGUCCGACAUCCUCAUCGGCAAUGGCAUUGUGAAUCUGGAUGUCCAAGACACCAACAAGUUGAAGACGGUGCUCUUCGGUGGAGAUCCUUGGCUGAUUUACUGCGUGAACGACGACACGGUGAACUACCGCUUGCCGGAGGUCCUGGAACAGUCGGCGCGGAGCUUGUAUCGAAGUCUGGGGGUCUCGGUGGGCGUGCUGCGCUGUUGGGAGGAAACGGCCAGUGGUCGCAGCGUGGCACAACGCUUCAAGUUGAAUUUGAAGCCUCCCUUGUCCUUCGUGGUGGCCAAUGGCAAUAAGCCACGUGUCUUGCCGCUCACGGGGAUUUCCAAGUCGGAGCACUUGGAGAAACGGAUUCGUCCCGCUUUGAGCAUCGAGGCGGUGCGUGUGGAUGCCUUGAAGAAGUGGAGCUCCUGCACCUCGCGGCGCGCCUGCUUGGUGGUGGGCCACAAGAACACCGCGCAAAAAGACACGGCCAUGAACGUGGUGAAGCCGUUGCAGGAGAAGUUUCGAGCACUCAAGGUGGUGACCUUAGACACGGCCUUUUGGCAGUUGAAGUUGGAAGAGAGUCUCAUGCGGACACGUUCCAAAGAGCGGCAUGGUGCCGAUGUCAUGUGCCUCACACGGGAAGAUGUGCCAGGUGGAAACUCCACCUUUGGUGGUGCCUUUUUGUGGAGCUUGGAUAGUAGCAGUGCCCAAGCUUUUAUGCAAAACUGUGUGGAUCACCGUGACAUGGUGCCACUCAAAAGCUCGCCCAAAAUCAAAGCCCGGCCAUCGCCCAAGCCAAAGACGGUGGUGCCCGACGCGCCGAAGCCCAAGCCCUCGAAACCGAAGCCGAAGCCGAAAGACACGAAGAAGAGUGCGAGUGCGCGGGUGGAUCAAGUGGGAUCACGGGAGUCUUUGGAGAGUGAAGAGCCACUUUUUGAGGCGGUGGAAGAAGAUGAAGAAGAGGAGGAAGAGGAAGAAGGCCGUCCGUACCGCCCCGUGCGCGAAGAAUACGCCGCGGUGCGUUGGAUGAGUUCGGCGUCGAAGACCUUCGCCAUGGGCUUCUUCGCCCGGGGCGCCCAGGGUUUCGGUCCCAUCGGAGGGGUUCGGUCGGUGAAACGCGUUGGUGGCAUCGCCUUGACCAGGAUGCCAGCGGAACUGUUGGUCUCGGAGAUCGGCCACAACCUGCGCUUCAAGGGCCACUGCGUGGUGAAACUUGGAGUUGAUGAGGAUGUGCUCGAGCAGGCCAGUGAUGAAGCGGUGGACUUGAAACGAGCUGGCAAACUGCAAGCGUCCGCCCUGCCCAGCCGUGCUGAUGACGAAACGACGCCGCCACAGCAGCUCAUCGAUGCCUUGUUGGGCCCAGAGGGCACCAACGAGUACUGCAGAUUGGAUCAGCUGCCGGAGGAGGGCGAUGAGGAUGUGGAAGUUGGCCCGGAACUCUUGGGGCUCAACCGACGCAUCACCAAGAUCGCAGGUGCCAGCAUCGCCUUUUGCGCCAGCGAAGGCUAUGACAACUGCAGCAAGUCGGGCGAAUACUUAGUCCGUGGAGGCGACUACUCGGACGAGGUAGCUGAACUUACAGAGGAGAGCUGUAGCGAAUGGCUUUCCUUGUUAAACCGCGCUCGGCUGAUGCUGGUGUACAUCUUCGGGGAAGGCCGAGGGCAGCUGGAGCUGCUGCCCUUCGACGAGGACUCCGACUCGGUGGAGAUCGCGACGGAGCCAGACAUGCUUGUGAUCCUCCGUGCAGAUCAGAUGCACCACAAGCAUCAAUCGAGCAGAGGUACAUUUUCCAUCCUCAGCUGGAUCAUGGCUGCAGAGAACUCCACCACCCGGGGAUGGACGGGUGGACUUAGCAGGACCUUUGGCGUCACCAUUCCCACUGCCAGGGAACUGGUCGAGUGGACGCAGAACCGUCUCAAGGAGUUGCUGGAGACGGAAGCUCUUGACAAAGACGCCGACAUCCCUCGGGACUGGCAGCUGAUGAUGCGCCAUAGUUUUUUCCGAAACAACCGCAGUCCCGUGGCGGUGCGGGGAGAGGCAGGGCAUAUGCCGACCACCAACAACAAUCGCGUGCUGUGGGAUGCCAUCAAUCAAGGAUCUGAUUUUGUGACGGACGUCCCCUACCACCGUUGGGACCACGAGCUCUACUACGACGCAGAUCCCAACUGCUGGAUGCAGGCCGGUCGAAAUCGGUACUUCGCAGCAAGAUUGGAAGAGAGAAAGCGCGAUCUUGGAAUUCUACAGCGUAGUUAA